This is a messenger RNA of Sphaeroforma arctica JP610, 405 nucleotides long. RefSeq lists its product as hypothetical. NCBI's taxonomy places the organism in Eukaryota, Ichthyosporea, Ichthyophonida. The record is from RefSeq and is a predicted model, not a curated record. The transcript has a single exon. The coding region runs from base 1 to 405 and encodes 134 amino acids.
AUGUUCAUGUACUACACGGACAGACACAACGUACGCCGGAGUGUACCGUGCACUCUGCCCCACCGCUACCGAGCCAAACUCUUAUCCCACAUCAAAUGCCACACUGCACACACGCGCGCGUAUGGGGUGGUGUUUAUGCACAACCUACGACAGCCCUGCAAUUAUACGGCGGAGACAGGGACGUUGCAACACACGUGCGUAGUACACAAUGUACGUGACACGCACAACCCGCAUAGUAUGAGCAUGCUCAUGGACCCAGCCUAUCGAGCGCAGCGCCUGGCAGAGACAUACUUGGCCCAGAAUAACAGGUGGGAUGGCCACAGUCAGGUCACACGGACCUUUGAUCGCGUGGAUGUGGCUGAGAAGCAGGAGGCGCAGAGACAGGGCUGGGGACGGGAAGGCUGA